Molecule: messenger RNA, 2137 nt
Organism: Haliotis rufescens (red abalone)
Lineage: Eukaryota; Metazoa; Mollusca; Gastropoda; Lepetellida; Haliotidae
Product: alpha-(1,3)-fucosyltransferase C-like
Exons: 3
Coding region: 321-1592 (423 amino acids)
Cellular component (GO): membrane
Molecular function (GO): alpha-(1->3)-fucosyltransferase activity
Source: RefSeq, a predicted model, not a curated record
UUACUGUACAACAUUUGAAUAUACGUACACACCACGCUCACGCGAUUAUGAGUAGAAGACACGCAGGGAGACAAGAUCGCUCUGACACAAUGUCCUUCGUCAACUAUGGCAACGGACACUCUACCCGGGGUGGAUCAAUACCACAACCCACUAAGCGGUGUGCAGUGUGGCACGACACAGUAGUCACUACAACCUGUCCUUGCCGGACGUGUGGAUAGCGGCGGAUUUGUCAGAAUCUCGGAUAGGCUGAUGCAGACUGCCUUCACGCGGAACAGUCGUCCUCCGUUGACAACACCAGCUUUGGAUGUAGGUAUAUAGCCAUGUUCAAAAUGACCGCUGGAAGACAUCGGUCGAAGCUGAAGUCGUGUAUCUACUGCUUUGCUAUCAUCCUCAUCGCCAACGUCGUCUUGCUGUCGUCGCUGUCACAUCUACUCAUGCCGACAUCGGAGAUGUGGUUACCAAAAAUUCGUAAGAACGCUACACGGAAACACGGGACCUUUGUGCAGACAUUCCCCAAUAAAAGAACCAACUUGAACAGAACAUUACAAAUCUUGCUCUGGACGCCAUGGUUUGGUGAUGCAUCCUGGGUAACAAAUUUCGAGUCGGCAUUUUCGCCCUGCCCUGUGUCUGACUGUGUGUUGACCAGCGAUAAGUUGGCCAUAGCUGACAGUCACGCUGUCGUGUUUCAUGCGAUGGAUUUACUGAAUUAUUUCUUAGGAUAUCCCAUGCCUGAAUAUCGCAGAAACGACCAAGUGUGGGUUUUACAUAAUCUCGAACCACCCCCUAACAUCGCGAAGGACUUCCGGUCGUACGGAGGAGUGUUCAACUGGACGUCAUCGUACAGGACAGACAGUGACAUACGGCUGCCUUAUUUCAGCAUAGAGAAGCUGCCCCAGAAAACAAGCAAUGUCAAGGACAUUGCAGCCACGAAGACAGCGGGGGUCUUCUGGGUUGCCAGUAACUGCGGCGACCAAGCGAGACGACAGAUGGUGGUGAGAGAAUUACAAAAACACAUCCAAGUAGAUACGUAUGGGAAAUGUGGUGAUUAUGAAUUGACAAACAUGGAUGACAUUAAGCAUUAUAAAUUUUAUAUGGCUUUAGAAAACUCGUAUUGCCGCGACUACAUCACUGAAAAGUUUGCAACUCCGCUGAACCACCAGCAGAUCCCAAUUGUGGCUGGCGGCGGGGAUUACCGUAAGGUGGCGCCACCACACUCCUACAUUGACAUCAGUGAUUUCAACACCAUUCAGGAGCUGGCAGAAUACCUCAAGUAUCUGGACAAAAACGACACUGCGUAUAACAGUUACUUUGACUGGACCCGAGAAUAUCGCCUGGGCGGCGGUAAUCACGUUGGGAAUUAUUUUUGUAAGUUGUGUGAAGCUCUCCAUGACGGGACCCGCCCUCAUCAGACCUACACCGACAUACAAGGAUUCAUACAGGAUGACACGUGCCAAACAUGGACGGGUAUGCCUCCAGAAUGGUGCAGGGAUAUGCCAUUAGACUCGGUCUGGUAUGAAGGCAGGGUCAUCAGCCGGGGAACCUCGACACAUCUUUAUCUGACACUCGGAUUUGGUCGGGAGAGUUCGUCAUGAGAUUCACCACUUCCGGUAAACAUGAAGUGAGGUGCCCAAAGUGGAACGACUCGAAAGUUAUAAAAAUAUGGGGGAUUGUCGCUGUUUCGAAACAGUGAGGAAGUGCAACUGGAGCGUGUAACUCAAUACUGAAGUAUCAACGCGUCGGAGUCUACCAGUGGACGUUAUUCGUCCAUUUCCGCACAUUCAUGAAAACUCGUGUCCACUUCGGAACAAGAGAACUCGUCACCCAGCGUGUGACUUCCCGAAAAGAUUACGGAAACAUACAAGUGCUGACGAUUGAUCAAUCUACCAAUUGCGUAUAAGAGACUUUUGUAUAGGGGCUUUACUGUGACUUAGGAACUUAACAUGUGAUAUUCUGGGAUUAUGUUUGAGGACUAGAUAUGUUUUCAGCUACUGGUGCAAAACAAGAUGUUUUAUUGAUUAAAACUAGGAACCUAGAUAUAUUUUUAGUUUAAAAAAAAAAAAACAUUGCAAAAAUACAAUUUGUUUUCCAAAAGUAUCAAACGUACAUUUUUUAUAUUAUUAUUUUACUUUAAAACCCC